AUGGUUAAUCAGAGGAGUGGAUCUCAAGACAAUAGUAAUGCCCUGGAUAGCCCCUUUAGUGAUCUGGCUGCUGAUUUUGACAAUUCAUCAAUAGUACAAUCACCAACUGAAGAACAGUUUAAUAGACACAAUUUUCGUAACCACCAAGGCCACAGCAUUGAUGAUGCUUUAUCGGAUACUUCAGCACCAGCUACACCUCAAUUAAACACUGAUCGAUUUGAAGGUGGGAGGUCAUCUUCAUUACGUUUCCAACUACCUGAAGAGUCCACCACUGCAUCAUCCUCAUCAGCUUUUCCUACACCGCCAGCAUCGUCUUCAUCAUCUUCAUCAGCCACGGCACAUUACCUUCAUAGUAAUCCAAAUAAAUCACCCUUUCUUGAUCAAAACGAUACAAUACUUGAAGAUGAAGUAUACGAAAAACCAAAAACAAUUGACGGUUCAGAAAAGACUGAUGAGUUGAGUGAUGAUAGUUCGGAUGGUGUUACAAAAAGACAUAGAUGGGGUACUAAAAGAAACAAACAAGGUAGACCAAAGAAGGAGAAUGUUAGUCGAUCCAAGACUCUUAAAAAAAUAUUACAUCCUCAUGGAGAUAGGGACAAUACAGAUAUUGGUGACAGAGACCACAUGCAACAUCGUCAUCGACUGUUGAAGAAUCGAAUAAAAUCAAUUCGUAAACCAAAUACGCAUUCCAUUAGCUUCCCUGAAAGCCAUCGAAACGAUUCAGAUUCUGACGACAACAACAAUGUUAUAGACCCCGAGGCUAGUGAUCAGAGAAAUAGGAAAAAUGAAAAACGAACAAUUGUGUUUAAUAGACCAUUACCUGAAUCCAUGAUUGAUCCAGAAACAGGACAUCCAAUUAUUGAGUACCCCAGAAACAAAAUCAGAACUACAAAGUAUACACCACUAUCAUUCUUGCCAAAAAACAUAUUCAAUCAAUUUUUCCACAACAUUGCCAACAUUUACUUUUUGGCAUUGAUUAUAUUGGGAGCUUUCCAAAUCUUUGGUGUCCCUUCCCCUGUUUUGGCAGCGGUGCCCUUGAUUGUUAUUGUUAUUAUAACUGCCAUCAAGGAUGCUAUAGAAGAUUCACGAAGGACGAUUACUGAUUUGGAAGUAAAUAAUCAAUACACUCAUAUCCUCACCCAAGUUGAUGAUGAAACCGAUUACCAUUAUGAAAAUGUCAAUGUUAAUGAUGAAAAAGUUAGUUUAUGGAGACGAUUCAAGAAAUGGAAUACAAAACAAAUGGUUAAACUAUGGGGUGCAUCUCGGCGUAAUUUAACAAAAGAGGGUAGAGCCAACAAGGAACGUGAACGGUUCAAUCGUGAAAACAAUAUUGUUGAGGAAAAUGUUCGACAUUCAUUUGAUAGUGACGUUGGAUCGCCAAGAACUUCAAUGGAUGCAAGUAACCCAUUUGGUGAUCAGUUGCGUAAAUCAUUUCAACAACAACGUCAUGAUGCUAAUCAUGAACACCACCACAAGGUAUUAAAGUUUGCCAGAAGGUAUUGGAAAGAUGUCAAGGUUGGAGAUGUGUUGCGUAUCUAUAAUAAUGAAGAAGUGCCAGCUGAUGUGGUUAUCCUUUCGACAAGUGAUGAUGACAAUUGUUGUUUUGUUGAAACAAAGAAUCUUGAUGGUGAAACAAACUUGAAAGUGAAACAAGCCCUCAAGUACUCUUCAGUUAAUGAUAAAGUUGCUAAAGCUGAUGAUUUAAUGGAUCAUUCAUUUGAAGUAAACUCAGAAGGUCCACAUGCAAACUUGUACUCUUAUGAAGGUAACUUGCAGUACACUGCUCGUGAUGGACAAGAAUUACAAGAAGCAAUCACCAUAAAUAAUCUACUUCUUCGUGGUUGUACUUUGAGAAAUACUAAAUGGGCCAUUGGUAUUGUUGUAUUUACUGGAUCCGAUACCAAAAUCAUGUUGAAUGCUGGUAUCACUCCAACGAAGCAAUCGCGUAUGUCGCGGGAAUUAAACUACUAUGUGUUGCUCAAUUUCAUAUUCUUGUUUGUCAUUUGUUUUAUUUCCGGGUUGGUCAAUGGUAUAUAUUAUCGAAAACAUGGUACAUCACGAGAUUUCUUUGAGUUUGGAACCAUUGCUGGAUCACCAGCGGUAAAUGGAUUAGUAUCGUUUUUCGUGGCAUUAAUCUUGUAUCAGUCAUUGGUGCCGAUUUCAUUAUACAUUACUAUUGAAAUUAUCAAAACUGCUCAAGCAUGGUUUAUAUAUUCCGACGUCGGGAUGUACUAUCCUCGAUUGGAUUUCCCCUGUACUCCUAAAUCAUGGUCCAUUAGUGAUGAUUUGGGCCAGAUUGAAUACAUAUUCAGUGACAAGACCGGUACAUUGACGCAAAAUGUCAUGGAGUUUAAGAAAUGCACCAUCAAUGGUGUUUCUUAUGGAUUGGCGUAUACUGAAGCCCUAGCUGGUUUACGUAAACGAAUGGGUGUCGAUGUCGAAUCGGAAGCCGCUCACGAACGAGCCGUUAUUGAAAAGGAUAAAGUUGAAAUGAUUGACAAGUUGCAUGAGAUUCUGAAAAAUGGAACUUAUGAUGAUGAAAUUACAUUCAUUUCGCUGAAGUUUAUUGACGAUCUAACUGGUGCCCUGGGUGAUCUUCAACAACAAUGUGAUCAUCAUUUCAUGUUGGCUUUGGCCUUGUGUCAUUCAGUAUUGACUGAACAAAGUGAAAAGAAUCCUCACAAAUUGGUUUUGAAGGCGCAAUCACCUGAUGAAGCAGCAUUGGUGGGUACUGCACGUACAUUGGGCUUCAAUUUCAAAGGCACUACUAAACGUGGGUUUCUUGUUGAUGAACAUGGCGUAACUAAAGAGUAUCAAGUGUUGAAUACUUUGGAAUUCAAUUCAACUAGAAAAAGAAUGAGCUGUAUAAUCAAGAUUCCCGGGAACGGGCCCGAUGAUGAACCGAAAGCAUUGUUGAUUUGUAAAGGUGCCGAUUCUAUAAUCUAUGAUCGAUUAUCCAAAACUGACAAUGACCCAAACAUGCUUGAACUGACCGCUAAGCACUUGGAAGAAUAUGCCACUGAAGGGUUACGUACUUUAUGUAUUGCUGAACGAGAAUUGACUUGGUCACAAUAUACUGAAUGGAAUAAACGUCAUCAAGUGGCAGCAUCAGCGUUGGAGGAUCGUGAAGAUAAGAUGGAGGCAGUUGCCGAUUCAAUUGAACGGGAAUUGAUUUUGCUUGGUGGUACUGCUAUUGAAGAUCGAUUACAAGAUGGUGUCCCUGAUGCCAUUUCACUUCUUGGUGAAGCAGGAAUCAAAUUGUGGGUAUUGACUGGUGAUAAAGUUGAAACUGCAAUAAACAUUGGGUUUUCAUGUAAUUUAUUGGGCAAUGAAAUGAAUUUACUUGUUAUCAAGACAGCUUAUUCUAGCGAAGAGUUGGAAAAAAUGGAAUUGAGUUUAGGACAUGGUAAUGCCGAAGCACAAGUUAUCGAUACUGUCUUGUCUCAUUACUUGCGCAUACAUUUUGGGUCCUCAGGUUCAAUUGAUGAGCAAGAAGCGGCAAUUGGCGAUCAUACACCACCUGAUGAACGAUUUGGGGUUAUUAUCGAUGGUGAUGCAUUAAAAUUGGCGUUGCUUAACCCUGACACCAAACGAAAGUUUCUCCUUCUUUGCAAGAAAUGUCGUGCUGUCUUGUGUUGCAGAGUAUCACCAGCUCAAAAAGCCGCUGUGGUGAAGUUGGUCAAGGAUACAUUGGAUGUAAUGACUUUGGCUAUUGGGGAUGGAUCAAACGAUGUAGCCAUGAUCCAAGCUGCCGAUGUUGGUGUUGGUAUUGCUGGUGAAGAAGGUCGUCAAGCAGUUAUGUCAUCGGAUUAUGCCAUUGGGCAGUUUAGAUUCCUUGCUCGAUUACUAUUGACCCAUGGACGUUGGUCAUACAAGAGAUUCAGUGAAAUGAUUCCUAGCUUUUUUUACAAAAACAUUAUUUUCAAUGUGGCAUUAUUCUGGUAUGGAAUUUAUUGUGACUUUGAUGGAACUUAUCUUUUUGAAUUCACCUAUCUUAUGUUUUACAAUUUGGCAUUUACGUCAUUACCAGUAAUCUUUUUGGGUAUAUUUGAUCAAGAUGUUGAUGCUAAAGUAUCAUUGCUUGUGCCGCAAUUGUACCGAUCUGGUAUCUUGCGGACAGAAAUGAGUGAUUGGAAAUUUUACAUUUAUUGUCUUGACGGGAUUUAUCAAUCGGCAAUUUCAUUCUUUUUCCCAUAUUUGUUGUAUGUGGUUGCAUUCCCCAGUUUUAAUGGAAGACCAAAUGAUCACCGGUUCUGGAUGGGUGUUUUGGUAACUUGUAUUGCAUGUAUUUCUUGCAAUUGUUACAUUUUGUUUCAUCAAUAUCGUUGGGAUUGGUUAAGUUCAUUGAUUGUUGCCAUUUCUAUCUUGAUUAUAUUCAUUUGGACAGGAUUGUGGACGGUUAAUGUAUCAUCCAGUGGUGAAUUUUACAAAGCUGCUCCACAAGUAUUUGGAAUGACGUCAUUUUGGGCAUGUAUGUUUAUUGGUAUCUUGUGUUGUUUGAUUCCGAGGUUCUUUUAUGAUUUUGUUCAAAAAUUCUUUUGGCCCAAAGAUGCUGAUAUUAUCCGUGAAUGUGUUCAACGUGGUGAUUUUGCCGCUUACCCUGAAGAUUAUGAUCCUACUGAUCCAAAUAGACAAAAGAUCAGUUCUUAUUCCAGCAACGUAUUGACUCGGUUAAGUAUGAGUUCGAAACGACACCUGCUGGGUGCUGGUGGUGGUGCUUCUUCCCCUAAAGGUCACACUACAUCAUCAUCAAAUGAUGAUUUUUCCAAUGGAAGUGGAAGUUAUAAUCGUGCCGAUGUAUUUGAUCAAAUCAAUAGCAAUGGCGCUCUGAAUUAUCAAAAUCCACCCACGCCACCACCAGGCAUUAUGAUGUCACCCAUUAGGAAAAGAGCCCAAAGUACCAUGAGAAGUAUAUUUGGUAAACGAAGCAGUUCUGAUCCAUAUUUCCAAAGUAAUGGUACACAAGAAUCGGUGCAGACUGAAGAGAUUCCAUUGGAUGACUUUGAUACGAGUCAGAGAAAUAUGGCUAGAGUCAGUUUUGAUAAUAAUCAUAAAAGAGUUGCAUCGUAUCAAUGA
Messenger RNA from Lodderomyces parapsilosis, 5076 nucleotides. Its product is annotated as aminophospholipid-translocating P4-type ATPase. The transcript has a single exon. Gene Ontology annotation, biological process: phospholipid translocation. Bases 1 to 5076 code for a protein of 1691 amino acids. Gene Ontology annotation, molecular function: ATPase-coupled intramembrane lipid carrier activity; magnesium ion binding; ATP binding. Lineage: Eukaryota; Fungi; Ascomycota; Pichiomycetes; Serinales; Debaryomycetaceae. The record is from RefSeq and is a predicted model, not a curated record. Gene Ontology annotation, cellular component: plasma membrane.